AUGACAUUUGAGAAGACUGGAGACAAGGGUAAUACUCCUGUACCCGAGGAAGGGGUCCGAUUGCGAAGUGCUUGUAACAAUUGCCAUGCCGCCAAGGUUCGCUGCACCGGCGAAAGAAGUGGGUGUGUGCGAUGUCGUGAUUCUGACCAAAAAUGCAUUUACAUGGUCUCGCUGGUCGGCAAGACGCGCGGACGUCGUAAAAGACGAAGCCGGAUCCCGUCCAGCUGCCCGAUGUCUGUCGAUAAUCUGGACCAACAUGGAAGUCCAAUAGACGCCAUGAGUGCCUGGCUGACAGACGCUAACGAGCUGUCACCGGAGAGGAAUGUGCUACCCUGUCUCGAUGAUAAUGACUUUCUCGCCUGGAGUGGCUCGUCUAUGUCGGAUGUUACCCUCUCUUUAGAUAAUAUCGACCCAGCGGCUGAUGUCCAUGAUGCCUUCCCGUCUUUGGCAACACCAGAAGCAUCCCAGUCGCCUAUAGGGACAUGCCUAUCGGGAAUAACUGAUGGAAAGCGCCCAUUGUCUUCGAUGGCCAUUCAUCAUGCAUCGCCUUGUGAAAGUCUAUUCCGUGACUUCAUAGCCUUGCCUCAGAGCACUCUCAACCUUGCACCAUCGUGGUCGCGGCAAGACAACGCGACCAGAGCGUCGACCCAUGAUCAAACGGGUGGCCUGGUUCCCCAAUCUCGUCUCGGCGGAGAUAAGCCGACGGAUUCCGGCAUCGCAUCCUGUGCAGAACUUGUGGCCCACCUCGAAGCUAGGCAGCGCGAGGGUCAGCGUGCGGUAGACGAGAUGUUAGCAACAAACCGAGAGGCUGUCAACAAGGUCAAUGACCUCAUAGUGCGUGACGGACCAACAUUGAGCUCUACUUCCUCCGUUAUUCUCACGGCAGCGGCGGAGCAUAUUGUCAGUCUGUUCGAAAUUAUUGUCCGGUCAAAACCUUACGACCAGUAUAAGAUGCCCUGUGUAGGUUUUGGGACUUUCCUGAUCGACCCCGAAGAACAGAAGGCCCUAAGGACCCGGAUCGUGUCUAAAGAGCUCUGCCUCAAUACCGAGAUGCUUCGUCGGCUGUCCAGAGCAAUUACACAGAGACGGGGAUCAAUGCAGGAAAGGUUGAAGAAAUGGCUACAGGAGCUGGAGCAACGGAUUGAGAAUUUGAUUUCCAUGGUAGAGAACGAAUGA
This is a messenger RNA of Penicillium longicatenatum, 1176 nucleotides long. Its product is annotated as Zn(II)2Cys6 transcription factor domain-containing protein. Gene Ontology annotation, molecular function: DNA-binding transcription factor activity, RNA polymerase II-specific; zinc ion binding. Gene Ontology annotation, biological process: regulation of DNA-templated transcription. The record is from RefSeq and is a predicted model, not a curated record. The coding region runs from base 1 to 1176 and encodes 391 amino acids. The transcript has 2 exons. NCBI's taxonomy places the organism in Eukaryota, Fungi, Ascomycota, Eurotiomycetes, Eurotiales, Aspergillaceae.